AUGAAGUCCAGACAUCACAUUCUUGAAGAACUGGAUAUAAAGUGUGGGCAGUUGUCUCCAAGUCACAGUCAACUUAGAUACGCUCUGAUGAAGAACGCGCCCAAUAUGGUAAAAGGUGCUCAUCUUCACGUCCUGCCUAUCGCCUCCAUGGUAUUUGUCACUGUACUGGCCGGUUGCCUUGGAGCGCAAAUUAAAAAGUUCGUCUACAACAAUAAUGGAUUUGGCUCCUACAGUUUUGAAUAUAAGACAUCAGACGGCAGUUACAGAAGAGAAGAUGGUGGUUUAGUACCAUCACCUGAUGGCAGUUCGCUCGUAGUCCGAGGCGAAUACGGCUAUAUAGACACUGAUGGAAACGCCUUCUCAAUGAAAUAUGUAGCGGACAGAAAUGGAUUCCAGCCAAAAGUAAACGAUGAUCAUACAAGAUUUAAUGACAGAAGAAUAAUUUGA
This is a messenger RNA of Trichoplusia ni (cabbage looper), 447 nucleotides long. Its product is annotated as endocuticle structural glycoprotein ABD-5-like. Gene Ontology annotation, molecular function: structural constituent of chitin-based larval cuticle. Bases 1 to 447 code for a protein of 148 amino acids. Gene Ontology annotation, cellular component: chitin-based extracellular matrix. The record is from RefSeq and is a predicted model, not a curated record. The transcript has 3 exons. Lineage: Eukaryota; Metazoa; Arthropoda; Insecta; Lepidoptera; Noctuidae.